AUGUUUUCCAAGACAGUUGGUAGUCAAAUUUCCAUCAAUGAAAAUUCACACAUUGAGUUGUUUGAUACUUUCAGCUUUAAAAUAUCUAAAUAUUACUGCAAAAUAUCGAGUUCAACACAACGAAUUAAUUUUGUAUCAAAAUCAUUUGAAUCGACAAGAGAAUUUGUUGCUGAUAAUCGAAGUACAAUUCAAACAGAAAAUCUCAUUUUAACUUUGACAAACACAUUUAAAGUCUCCACAGAUAGAACAAUCAAAGAUCUUCCACUCUUUUUCGUAUCGAAUACAACUACAAUAACUGGGUUUGUUGCUUUUCAACAUGAUGGUGAAUUCGACUUUUUGUACACAAACAACACUCUUGACGCGUCAUUAUACACAACCCCAUUCAAAGUACUUUUAGAAGGUCACCUAUUACGGUAUGGUACGUCAGAUAAGAUAUAUUGUCAUGUGAACCACACUGAAGGCACACGAGAUCCAUAUUACAUCGAAAAUUAUUGCCCACUCACUGAUGCAUACAUCACACCAAUUGACACCUUUUAUCAAAUGAAAGUCAAAGUAGAUGCGCCCAAACAGAAUUCAAAUGUAAAAAAUGCAGAAAACGAAGAAAAUGUAAUUGUAAUUGGAAACCAAAAAUACGAUUUGUCACUCACUGAAUUUAUUGAGAUUGAGAUGGUGUCUGACAAACAAGUAAAUUUAGAUAAUUUCACAAUAACAAAAAACGUUUUUCUCGUUGCGGCGAAUGGGUUUGUAUACAACAACAUGUUUUGCAAGUCGGGGCACUUCCAAAACGGCAUUUUCAUCUGUCAAAAUCAUUUACAAUGUUCUGGGGGUGGUAAAAUGGCUGAUGGAAGAUGUGCAGCAUGUCAAGUCACAAAUUGUGUGAUGUGUGAUGGCAACAAAGGUAAUUGCAUAAAAUGUAAAGAGAAAUUGACAUACAAUACCAAUACAAACAAGUGUGAAGAAUGA
Messenger RNA from Entamoeba invadens IP1, 963 nucleotides. RefSeq lists its product as hypothetical. The coding region runs from base 1 to 963 and encodes 320 amino acids. The record is from RefSeq and is a predicted model, not a curated record. The transcript has a single exon. Lineage: Eukaryota; Evosea; Mastigamoebida; Endamoebidae.